Messenger RNA from Ahaetulla prasina, 6410 nucleotides. It is a transcript of the gene TBC1D16, whose product is annotated as TBC1 domain family member 16. Bases 146 to 2509 code for a protein of 787 amino acids. Gene Ontology annotation, cellular component: early endosome. Lineage: Eukaryota; Metazoa; Chordata; Lepidosauria; Squamata; Colubridae. Gene Ontology annotation, biological process: activation of GTPase activity. The transcript has 12 exons. The record is from RefSeq and is a predicted model, not a curated record. Gene Ontology annotation, molecular function: GTPase activator activity.
UUGGCCGCGCCUACUUUCCCUGCAAAUCCUUUCGCACGGCGCUGAUCUAGGAGGAGGCAGCGGCGGCGGCGGUGGCCUCUGGACCUUACUCUCUGAAUUAGGUGCUUGACUGAAGCUGAUAGAGAAUGGAAACAUUUCCUUGGCAAUGUCUCUGGGAAGACUCCUCCGUCGUGCCUCUUCCAAAGCAUCUGAUCUCCUGACCUUAAAUGCCAGCAGCAGCUGUGGUGGUUCGUCUUCCAUCUUGGAUGGAGAGAUUAUCUAUUCCAAGAACAAUGUUUGUGUCCACCCCCCUGAGAUGCUGCAAGGUGUUGUGGAACAUCAUCCAGGCUACUUGUGCUUGUACAUGGAGAAGGACGAGCUGCUUGGAACCACACUUAUCCUGGCCUGGGUCCCCAACUCCCGUAUUCAGAGGCAGGAUGAAGAAGCUCUCCGUUACAUCACGCCUGAGAGCUCCCCUGUUCGCAAGGCUCCCCGCAAGCGCAACCGACACACUCAGGGUUUUGGCAUCCCUAUGCAGGCUUCUUCUGUUGAGCAGAAGCAAGCUGAGACCCCAAAGGAUGAGGAGGACAUUUUGACUGUAUCACAGCUAGUGAGGGAUGUGGCUCAUGUCAGCCCGCCUUCAGAAGAAGGGGACAGAUUGUCCCACAGCUGCUCAGCCACAUGCAACAUCCACAGUUCCGCUCAGCCUGCUCACAGUGACUCAGGAAUUUUAUCGACAAUCAGUUCUCAGGAUGAACAGAACCGAUUAGAGGAGUCCGUAGAGGAAGGGCUGGAGAGCCAUUUGGAGACAGGAGAAGAUGAAGGCUCUUUAGAGUUGUCUGCCGAUGAUGUUAGCAAAGAUAGCACAUUCGACUCGGAUUCAGAUGCCUUCUCUUCUCCGUUCUGCCUCUCACCCAUAAGCGAAGCACUUGUGGAAAAUGUUAGCUCUAUGUUCCUGGUUAAUGAAAACCGAGACCCAUGUGAAAGCCACAUGACUCGCUCAACCAGUUCCAGUUCAAGCCUUGACCCCAGUUCCCAGUUCCAGGAGAAUAAUGGGCAGGUCCAGGCCUCCAGAUGGGAUGAGCAACAGAAGGUCUUUGCCUUGGAACAGAUCUGUGGGGUCUUCAGAGUUGACUUGGGACAGAUGAGAUCUCUUCGCCUUUUUUUCAGUGAUGAGGCCUGCACCAGCGGACAGCUGGUGGUUGCUAGCCGGGAGAGUCAGUAUAAGAUUUUUCACUUUCACCAUGGUGGCCUGGAUAAACUCUCCGAAGUGUUUCAGCAAUGGAAGUAUUGCACAGAGACGCAUCUCAAAGACCAGCAGCUCACCGACAUGAAGACCUGCAUGCAGUUCUCCAUUCGCCGUCCCAAGCUCCCCUCCUCUGAGACCCACCCGGAGGAGAAUGCUUAUAAGCGCUUAGAUGUCUCUGGGUGGCUUCGUCAUUUAAACAAGGCUGGACAAGUCGAAGAAGAGUACAAGCUGAGGAAGGCUAUUUUCUUUGGUGGGAUCGAUGUCUCAAUCCGUGGUGAAGUUUGGCCCUUCUUGUUGCGCUACUAUAGCUAUGAAUCCACUUCGGAAGAGAGGGAGGCUCUCCGUAUUGCAAAGAGAGAGGAAUAUUUUCAGAUCCAACAGAAAAGGCUCUCCCUAGCACCAGAUGAGCAAAAGGCCUUCUGGAGGAAUGUGCAGUUCACCGUUGAUAAAGACGUGGUGAGGACCGACCGCAGUAACCAGUUUUUCCGAGGAGAGAACAACCCCAACGUGGAGACUAUGAGGCGGAUCUUGCUGAACUAUGCAGUGUACAACCCGGCCAUUGGCUAUUCCCAGGGAAUGUCUGACCUCGUGGCCCCCAUCCUUGCUGAGGUUCUGGAUGAAUCGGAUACUUUCUGGUGCUUUGUUGGUUUGAUGCAGAACACGAUCUUUAUCAGUUCCCCGCGGGAUGAGGAUAUGGAGAAGCAGCUGAUGUACCUGCGAGAACUGCUGCGGUUGAUGCACGUACGCUUUUACCAGCACUUGGCUUCCCUUGGGGAGGAUGGCCUUCAGAUGCUUUUUUGUCACCGCUGGAUCCUCCUCUGCUUUAAGCGAGAGUUUCCGGAUGCUGAAGCCCUGCGCAUGUGGGAAGCCUGCUGGGCUCAUUAUCAGACAGACUAUUUCCAUCUUUUCAUCUGUGUGGCUAUUGUGGUGAUCUAUGGGGAUGAUGUCAUUGAACAGCAACUGGCUACGGACCAGAUGCUGCUACACUUUGGGAACCUCGCCAUGCACAUGAAUGGGGAGCUCAUACUCAGGAAGGCUAGGAGUUUGCUCUAUCAGUUCCGCCUACUACCCCGGAUCCCCUGUAGUCUGCAUGACCUGUGCAAACUCUGCGGAACAGGCAUGUGGGACAGCGGCUAUAUCCCUGCCGUGGAAUGUACUGGAAAUCACCCUGACUCAGAUAGCUGCCCAUAUGGAGGCAUGGUGGAUGAGCCAUCUCCCAAGUCAGGAAAUGAUUGCAGGAGGGGACUUAAAACGCGAGAGGUCUUUGCUUUCCGGAAAUGACUGUUUGGGAUCGUAUAUUGGCUACACGAGGACUGCACAGCGGUGGGCACAGAAAACUUGGCACAGUCAGGGCCUGGCAAGCAAAAAAAUGGACAAAAAGUUUUUCUUCUGAUCCAAAAAUAAAGCUGGCCAUGGGAGGAGAACAGGAACGAUACAGAAUGGAAGAGUUUCCUGCUUUGUGAUCAGAGCUGGAUUUUGACAUGCAUCGUACGAGGAAGCCGGUUGAACAGGCUAUGGAGGUGCUUUGUAGUUUGGAGCAAAUGGAGAGAGAGGCUGAGGCUGGCAAAUCGGGGUCAAAAGUGACCUGGGAUUCCCUGCCACCCCAACCCUUGUCAGGUAGGGAAUAGUGACUGCUUUAGAAAAUGAAUCCACAACCAGCAACCCUGAUGGUAGGUGAAGGGACAGGGCCAACCGUGCCCCUUUGCCCGGGUGCACCCACACACCUAUGCAUGCAGAUACUGCUUUAACCAAAAUGCACCACUCACUGGCUUUAUGUAAAGCCACGAUGACCACCUGAAGUAUAGUCUGCCAAAAAACAAUAAAAAUACAAACUUUGGGGUUCCCAAAGGAAACAUUUCAGUGUGUGUGUGUGUGUGUGUGUGUAAACCUUGGUCACUGUAUUUUAAAAGCCUUUAAUUUUUCUCCAUAUACACAUCAAACAUUCGGCAUUAGGAAAGUGAGAAUUCAACAGCUUCACUGUGAAUGUAAAUUAUGCAAAACCGCACCUCAUACAAGAUGGUCUGUUUGAUUUAAACUUCUCAAAUAAAACAAACUGGGAAAGGUUCUUCUCGGUAUCCCAGUGGGAAGAAUCACUUUGUGGCAUUUAGCUUCAUUAACAACUUCUCCGAUGAGGACUUCAGGGGUCAGAGAAAGGAGGCUACAAGUUUUCGUUCUCCUUUCAAACCAGUAGCCUACAUUUAGCUCCCCUCCUCCAGUUUUAUUGCUGUUGAUUUAACUGUUUCCUAGUUAAAAUAACACUAAAAAACCACUUUACUGCAAGCAGUAGGAUCAUCCUGAAAUACUGAGUUGGUGAAAUGAAUGUCUUCCUGAAUAAUGUGAGGAUUAUUUCAGUCACUGAGUCAGUUCAAAAGUUAUUUAAGCAGAAGACCAGUAUAGAAGAAAACAAUUAACUGUUUAAAAAUAAAAAGGAAGGAAGGCCAAGCUAAAAAGAUAGUACCCUUAUUGCCAAUAUACAUUUUCAGCCAUUAAAAUUUGGCUCUUCAUUAAAUAGCAAGGCAGGGAAACUCUUCUUGCUACAUCUGUCCCAAAGGGGACACUUGGAUCUAGGCCUAGGGGAAAUCCACAAGCUAGGGGAGGGGUGAGAAAAGGCAGCUACUUGGGUUUUGUUUUUGUGUUUUUUUAAAAAUAUAUAUAUGUUAAAACUUAUAAGAGAGAAGCUCCACCCAGUUCUCAGGACCUGUUGCUUUGAAAUGUAGGCCAUGCGCUGAAUGAGCUACCAGGUUCUUCACACAGGUUGCAAAGUGUGAGGUUUUUUCAGACAUAUUAAGUAAUGCCUUUGUUAAAAGCCACAGCUGUCCCCUUUAUAACCCUAGCAAAACCAGCAAAAUUUACACCACCUUCCCACCUCAGCCAAAGGCAGCCUGUUACUUUAUAUGGAAAUGGGAAUUGCCAAUUGCUGAUAAUUUUACCUGUGUUUUUUUUUUUUAAAAAAACCAGAUGACAAAAAAAAGAGAGUCAUUUGUAGCUUUCAGAUAAAUUGGAUUAUAUGUCGUUUGGAAGAAGAGGAAUAUUUCCAAAUCUAGCUGAAAGGAAUCUGGUAGCUAGGCUAUAAAAUGUUAUUCAGUGUUUUGUCCAAAAAUUGUAUUUUUUAAAAAGUAGCAAGGACAUUUUAUAACAAAUGCAAUUUAUUGUAAUCAAAUUGCAGCAGUAACUGGGCUGUGUUGCAAGAGUAGUUUCUAACAGCUUGGUAAGCGACCCAGAAUUGCUUUUCUGAGUGAGAUGAAAAGCAUAUAAAUUAAAUAAAUUAAAAACAGAUAAGAUAAAUAAAUAAGCUUUGCAAUACAGUAUAAUUUGACAUGAAUGUUGCAAGUCAGAAUUUGAGUGUUUUGCCUAUUUUUUUAAGAUUGAAAUCCCAGUGGCAGACUGAUAGGGUGAAUUUGACAGAUCCAUCCCUAUAUUGCAGGGAGGAGUAUAGCCCACAGCAGAUUAAGGAGUUACUUUCCCUGGGAAACAAAAACUGGGAUUUUUUUUCUAUUGAACCAGAGCAGAACUUGGAACAUUAAUGAAAUUCCCUAAUCAGCUUGGACCAGAAGAAUUCCUGGUUGCCACUUUAGAAGGAAAUAAAAGACUUAUGUGUGUAUAUUUAACUGUCUCUACAGGAGUUAGAAGGAGCCUGUAAAAUAAAUUGUACAUCUGGGAAGCUCAGUUAUUUGGGAUUUGUACAGCACAACUUUCCCUCUUUAAUGAAUUCAGUUUCAGCCUGAGAUGUACAGGAUCUGGUUGGAGUCAAACCGAAGGCCAGCUUAUGCUUUGUGAUGGGUUCUUUUUCUGGUCAAUAUACAAAUUGCAACUUUUAAAUUCGUUGAAAGCUGGAAACUUUUAUUCCUCUAGUUUUAUUUAAAUCAAUUAAUCACUGUAAUUCUUUAUGAAGCCUUUUUUCCUCUUUAACAUUGGUUUAGUGGCAUCUUCAUUUGCACAUGUUUCCAAUUGUAUAAUUAAAUUUGAAUAAAAUCUUGUAUUUAUUAAGAACAUUAAUAAAUUAUUUUAUUGUCUUGCUUCCUAUAUAAUAGUGAUGACGAUAUCUUUUUGGCAUCGCGUGCCGAAAAGGGAGGGCCACAACCAGGAAGAGGAGUUGCCCAGGGUGCAUGUGUGCACCCAAAAAUGAACUUCCAGUUUCAGCUACUCAGCUUCCGGUUUCUGCCAGCUAUUCUUCCAGGUUUUCAGUUGUUGCAUGCGCAUGCGCCCAAGAAACCCGGAAGAGGAACGGGUGACGCCGUGCAUGCCAGACGACAUGGCUCCUUGUGCUACUUCAGGCACACAUGUCAUAGGUUCACCAUCACGGCUAUAUAGACUGGAGGGGAAAUUUGCUGCAAUGAGUUUAGAGAGCCUUGGCUUUCUUUGCCCCAUUUUGCAAAUGAAUUCAUAUCCUAAUUCUCUUACGUGAACCAGUAUGUUUUGUAUCCCAGAUCAAUCGCUGCACAUUUAUUGAACUGAAGCAGAACUAAACACAGUAGCUUAAGUUGCAUCUGAACUGGAGCAGUGGCCAAAACAAGAGUAUCAACAACUCUGCAGUGAAUUUCAACAUCUACCUAAUUGAAGGCAGAAAACUGGAAUGCAGGUUUUGGCGGUCUGACCCUCCCCUGUUACUCCUGCAUGCAGAAGGUGUUGCAUCUAGACUCUGUCCUAGGCUAAAUACUAUGUGAAAACCUGAAUUAGUCACAUUUUGCACUUUUAACAGGAACAAAGUUGGAGCUGAGGUAAACUGUCCUUGAUGCUAGUGCUGUUUUCAACUUUUUCAGUUGCUGCUUACGUCUUGACGACCCUUUCCCACAAUCAUCCCCAUUAAUGGAGAUUAGCAGAUCACUUGGAGAACAGAUAACCAUUGGGGCUUUAACUCCCUGCCAUCUUGUCCACAUCCAAGUUUUUUCUCGAUGCUUUUAAAAAUCUCAACACCUGAUCUACAGGAAAGCUGGCCAGGUGGGGUGGUCUCCCUCCAAGAAAUUAUUGUUUCUCAUAGCGUUUAUUAUGAGAAAUCAUAGCAGGUGGCAGCAUGCAUUGUCUGACCUUGAAAAGGCUAAGCAGGCUAAGACCUGAUGAGCACCUGGAGGGGAGACCAUUAGGAAAUCCCACAGUUGCAAGCUAGAAGAACAAAGUUGAAAAAGCAACGAUGAACCACUUCCAUGUCAUGGCCAAGAAACAACAUGAAUGUGCUCUUGGUGCA